AUGUCAAUUACUACUGUCCCUACUACUCCCUUUGAUGGGCAAAAACCAGGAACCUCUGGUCUUCGUAAAAAGGUUACCGUGUUCCAACAACCCCACUACACGGAAAACUUUGUUCAAGCACUCUUUGACGCCAUUCCGGAAGGAGCCGCUGACGCCACACUCGUCAUUGGUGGAGAUGGCCGCUUUUAUAAUGAUACAGCUAUCCAAGUAAUUGCACAGAUUGGCGCGGCCAAUGGAGUGGCCAAGUUCAUUAUUGGACAAAAUGGUAUUCUUUCUACACCCGCUGCAUCCCACGUUAUCCGCAAAUAUAAGGCCACUGGUGGUAUCAUUCUCACGGCCUCGCAUAACCCAGGUGGUCCCACUAAUGAUUUCGGUAUCAAGUAUAACCUGGCAAAUGGAGGCCCUGCACCAGAAUCCGUGACAAAUAAAAUCUAUGACUUUACCACAAAAAUUACGGAAUAUAAGACAGUCGCUGACUUGAAAAAAGUCGACCUGGCAUCAAUUGGCUCGAAAAAAUAUGGUCCUAUCGAGGUCCAGGUCAUUGACUCAACUGCAGACUAUGUUGCUUAUCUAAAGGAAAUCUUUGACUUUGACCUUAUCAAGAGCUUUUUCAAGGAAAACCCUGACUUUACUGUUCUCUUUGAUGCUCUUAAUGGUGUCACUGGGCCCUAUGGCCGUGCAAUUUUCCUUGACGAAUUGGGGCUUCCUGAGUCGUCGGUCCAAAAUUCUCACCCUAAGCCCGACUUUGGUGGUCUUCACCCGGACCCCAACCUUACCUAUGCCCACACUCUGGUUGAGGCUGUUGACAAAAACAAUAUCCCAUUUGGAGCUGCUAGUGAUGGUGAUGGUGACCGUAAUAUGAUUUAUGGUGCUAAUACAUUUGUGUCACCUGGUGACUCGGUCGCCAUCAUUGCAGCAUAUGCAGACAAGUAUAUUCCCUACUUUAAGAAGACGGGUCUUUAUGGUCUUGCACGCAGUAUGCCAACAUCAGGGGCUCUUGACCUUGUGGCCAAGGCUAAAGGUCUUAACAUUUACGAGGUUCCUACUGGAUGGAAGUUCUUUGUUGCCCUGUUUGACGCCAAGAAGCUGUCAAUUUGCGGCGAGGAGUCAUUUGGUACAGGAUCUGACCAUAUCCGUGAAAAGGAUGGAUUGUGGGCCAUUGUUGCAUGGCUUAACAUUAUUGCCGGCAUUGGCAAGGAGUCACCCAAGGAGGCAUCCAUUGCUGCCAUUCAGAAGGGGUUUUGGAAAGAAUACGGACGCACCUUCUUUACUCGCUACGAUUAUGAGGAGGUUGCAUCUGAGGAUGCUGCCAAGGUGAUUGCAGAUCUUAAGACCAAUGUGAUUACCAACCAAAAGUCAUUUGUUGGGUCGUCAAUUGCUGGGGAUCUCAAGGUGGUUGAGGCAGAUGACUUUUCAUAUACUGAUUUAGAUGGUAGUGUUUCGGACCAUCAAGGGUUGUAUGUCAAGUUUGCCGAUGGAUCACGUAUUGUGGUGCGGUUGUCGGGUACAGGGUCUUCUGGAGCUACGAUUCGGUUGUAUGUUGAGAAGUAUUCUAAUGAUGAGAAGACUUAUGAGUUGAGUGCUCAGGAGUUUUUGAAGGAGAAUAUUGAAGCAGCUGUUAAGUUUCUUAAGCUUAAGGAGUACAUUGGUACUGAGGAGCCUACUGUGAGAACGUAA
Molecule: messenger RNA, 1677 nt
Organism: Magnusiomyces paraingens
Lineage: Eukaryota; Fungi; Ascomycota; Dipodascomycetes; Dipodascales; Dipodascaceae
Exons: 1
Coding region: 1-1677 (558 amino acids)
Biological process (GO): carbohydrate metabolic process
Cellular component (GO): cytosol
Molecular function (GO): magnesium ion binding; phosphoglucomutase activity
Source: RefSeq, a predicted model, not a curated record